Molecule: messenger RNA, 711 nt
Organism: Penicillium brevicompactum
Lineage: Eukaryota; Fungi; Ascomycota; Eurotiomycetes; Eurotiales; Aspergillaceae
Product: ankyrin repeat domain-containing protein
Exons: 2
Coding region: 1-711 (236 amino acids)
Molecular function (GO): protein binding
Source: RefSeq, a predicted model, not a curated record
AUGGCCGGACUGACCCUGUUGCACCAAGCCACAGAAAAUAGCGAUAGCGGGAUAGUCCAACAAUUGCUCGCCUUUGAGGAGACCUCCAUCGAUGCAACGGACAGACACUCCUGUAUCGCUAUCCACAUUGCAGCAGAGUAUGGAUGCACGUCGGUAGCCAUGUGCCUGCUGGCCAAAUGCGGUUUAGAGUCUAACGCAAGAGAUAUCUACGGUCGGACCGCCUUCCACAUCAUAGCAGAAUAUGGCAAGAAGUCGAUCACAAGGCUUCUUUUAGUCCAUGAUGCUGUGGAUAUCAAUCCCCUAGAUUUGAACCGAGAAACAGCACUCUGCUUGGCUGCCGACGCAAAGCACACGGCUAUAGCUCUACAGAUUCUAGUAGAAGAUCGCGUGGACGUCGACCUGGCCGAUCAAACUAACUGGACAGCUCUUCAUCAUGCAGUGAGAACGGGCAACAUACCGGUCCACUUUUUUACUCUCGCGGGGCUCGUGGAAGCGACAGUCGUAGUCACAGGAGCUCCCAUCCCCGCAGGCAAGAGAGGUACAAUGACUUCAGAGUGUGAGGAUGGAUAUGCUGAUUUCUUUUUGGCUGGGAAUCCAGCUUCUUUAUGUCUUUUCGGCUCCGCCUCUCCCAAAGAGUCAGUUGCGCAGAUGAUGACGCGACUUACUUUCUCGUUGAGAGGCGUUGAAGUUGUUGAACGGACGUUCAAAUGA